Messenger RNA from Melanaphis sacchari, 2676 nucleotides. Its product is annotated as ubiquitin carboxyl-terminal hydrolase 3-like. Gene Ontology annotation, biological process: protein deubiquitination. The record is from RefSeq and is a predicted model, not a curated record. Lineage: Eukaryota; Metazoa; Arthropoda; Insecta; Hemiptera; Aphididae. Gene Ontology annotation, molecular function: cysteine-type deubiquitinase activity; zinc ion binding. Gene Ontology annotation, cellular component: cytoplasm.
CGUUAUUGAUUUGUUGGAACUACUCAAUGUCGUCAUUUCUUCGUAGGAACCUCCACAUCCAGUCUAUCACGCAGACGACGUGCGCAACAUUUGGGUCAGCCAAAGCCCGGGGGGGCGCGCGCGUUUGCUUUUCGCCGCCAGAGUGCCUCAGUCGACGAACGGUGUCGUUCUGUUUUUUUCACAGUGCGCCGUCGUGGCGAACAGCUGUUUUCGUGGAAAUAACACUGUUGGCUGUCUGCCAUCGACGUCCCCACCAUAAAUAAUUGCCAAGCAACUGUAACUGCGUAGCACCGCUGGUUCGUCGUCGUCCGUCAAUCGAUGUCAUUAUCUCGAAGGAACACGGAUCCGUUGCCUGCUUCAGUGUCAGUGUGCCCAUUCUCAAUACGGACGCCGCCGCCUUCGGUCAGUUCGGUUUGCCCGCCUGCCGCCGCCGUCGUCGUCGUUUCAUCAGUCGCUCUGCGCGUGCGCCUCGAUUCCAUACGACGACAAUAGCGACAUUCACACCGGAGUCCAGUGGUCGCAGUUGGUAGCUGUGUCCGCACACGCUCGCUCGACGACCCAUCGUUGUCUUGCCCUCACUUACGAGUUAUUCUCUCUCGACGGGGGCGUUUGUCAGCACGUCCUGUCAUUGUGUUAGCUGCCGACAGUGGCAGCUACCACCCCCACCCGCCAUUACAACAUCCGAUCAUCUGUUUACCCUUACUAGUUACCUGAACAAUACCACAAGAGCGAGUCGACUACAAAUAAUAUUCUUGAUUUGAAACAUUGAUAUUGUUUGUUGCUGACCGUACGCGUCUUCCAGACGCCUUUAAUCAUCUCUAUAAGCCAUGGACGAAGAUAUGGACUGCCCACAUAUCGUCGACGCGGCCGAGAAACUAAAGUUGGAUGUGGAACAGAUCAGAGCUACACUCAACAACAGGAGUUGCAAUGUUUGCUUACGAGUAGAUCAAUUAUGGAUGUGCAUGGAGUGUCGACAAAUUCUUUGUGGACAUAAUGCUGCAGGACACAGUACUGCACAUUAUGAAUUCCACAAAACUCAUUGCAUAUUUAUAAAUAUAGAGUCUGCUGCUAUAUUCUGUUUCAAGUGUAAUUCUGAUAUCGAACCAAAAAACCAUGAUGAUGAACUUAACCGUCUUCGGCAAUUUAUUUUGUAUAAUCGUGGACCGAUUGCAAAUAAUAGUAACAAAAAAAUAAGACGGAGAAAAGCACCUAAAGCUGCUAAGCCAAAAAAGAAUAGUUUUAAACGAGGUCCUAGAGCUAAUAAAAAAGUCAUUAAACCUAAUGAAAAUGACUGUCUUAUGAAUUCAGUUUCCCAGAUUCUUAGUGAACAAGAACCUCAAGCUGUUAACGAAACAGCUAACGAUCCAAAACAAGCACUUAAAACUGUCGUACCAAAAAAAGCACUCAAAGCUAAACCUAAAAAACCACUCUUUAAAAGAGGUCCUAGAACUAAUAAAAAAGUUGGUAUAUCUAAUAGUGGAAACAAUUGCUUUAUGAACGCGGUUUGGCAAUCGCUUCGCCAUCUAAAACCAUUUAUAUAUUGUAUGAAAUUGUUCGAACUUGCUGAAAUAUGCAAUCAAAAUAAUAAUAAUAAUUCAGAUCCAAGGUUGCAACAUAGUAUAGCCCAAGAAUUGUGGAAACUAUUGAUGACAUUAGUUGAAUGGCAAAAACCCGCAAGCUAUAAAUUUAGAGAAGCAAUUUCACCAACUGCUCUUCUCUCUAUUGUCUGCAAAAUUAAACCUCGCUACAAAGGAUAUCAUCAACAUGAUGCUCAUGAAUUUUUGAUGUUUACAUUGGAUACUUUACAUUCCGAGUUGAAAGAUGAAAAAAAAAAAUUGUUGUUAGAGGAGGGAAUAACAAAUCAAAAUCCUAAUAAAAUUGAUACACUUGUGUCCAUGAUGUUUCGUGGGUUUUUAUUAAGUGAGGUAUGCUGUUUAAAAUGUAAUGAACCUUCCAGAACAAGAGAUCCAUUCACAGAUAUGUCACUAGAUGUUCCAGAUUAUAAAAAUGCUGACCCAUCGGUGAUUCGACCAGUUGAUCUUUUAACUGAUUGUUUGGCACGUUAUUUUGAGAUAGAAGAAUUAAAUGAAAGAAAUUUUUACUACUGUGAUAAGUGUCAAAGCCUACAAAAAUCUACUAAGAGAUUUUGGCUUAACGCUUUGCCUAAUGUGUUAUGUCUCCAUCUUAAACGGUUUAGAUGGGACGAAACUUAUCGUACUAAAGUCCAUACAUUUAUUAAAUUUCCUAUGGAAUCAUUAGAUAUGUCUAAAUAUUUGGAUGAUGAAAUGAAAACAGUAUUUGUUAAAGAACCUUCAUACAUGUUUGACUUAGUUGCAGUUGUUGUACAUGAUGGAGAAGGAGGAGGAUCUGGGCAUUAUACUUCUUAUGCUUUAGAUGAUAAAGAAGAUCAAUGGUAUGAAUAUAAUGAUGAAAAAGUACACGAAGUUGAUGCGUCUUUGGUAGAAAAUGUUCAAGCUUAUAUGUUAUUUUAUAUUAAGAGGGAAAUGAGAAUUAACUUUUCUUAGCAAUUACUUGAAGGAUAAUUUGGACAGCUGUAAUUUGAGUAUCAACAUCUCAUUUGUCCUAAUUAUAUCCUUUGAUUGUUUAUAAAAGAAUAUCUAUUUAAAAAUAAUUUAAACAGUAUUCUUAUUGUAUGUUUUUAUGCUUAAAAUGUCA